Messenger RNA from Sceloporus undulatus (fence lizard), 2816 nucleotides. RefSeq names its product galectin-4-like. NCBI's taxonomy places the organism in Eukaryota, Metazoa, Chordata, Lepidosauria, Squamata, Phrynosomatidae. The record is from RefSeq and is a predicted model, not a curated record. Gene Ontology annotation, molecular function: carbohydrate binding. The coding region runs from base 1765 to 2655 and encodes 296 amino acids. The transcript is spliced from 10 exons.
UCUUUCAGUUAGUCUCAAAGGUGCUUCAAGAUCUCUACAUAUUGGUUCUCUGUUGUUUUGCUUAGUUAAUAUUGCUGUUAUUUAAAAAAUACUUCAAGCAGUUGACACAAAAGGAAAUAAACACAAGCACAAAAACAAAAAUUAAGAACCAAACCAAACAGGCUGUUCUAAGCAGGAUUAUCCACAGAGGUUUUGGAAUGGGGGGAAAUCGAACCCGUGUUGUUUCACUCUUAGUGCAUCAGAUUAAAUUGAGUGGGCAACUGCAUUGGGUCGGGGACACUGCCCUUGUGGACUGUAAACCAACCCCCCACAAGCCUUACCAAUCAUCCCCAAACCUUGUAAUACCCUCAAGUAUCUCCAUUUGCCUCUGCAGUCUCUCUCAAAGUGGCAAAAGGCAGUGACGUUGUGUCCCAUGCGGUCACCAUUUUGAGAGGGACUUCAGAGGAGAAUGGAGAGGGCUCUAGGUUGCUUGUGCAGGAGUGGUGAGGAUAUUUUUGCAUGUUUUCGCACAGUUGGGAGGUGAGCUUUCUGGGGCAAAAAUUAACCAGAGAAUCCUGUGGAAAAUUUGGGGAGGUUGGGAGGCUUUGGGCGACUGGCGAUCGGAGGUCCACCGUGUCCCCAAAAUGGACAUGCCUCACAGCCUGAAGCCAAUGCUUCUGGCCCUUUUGCAUGAAGGCGGCCUGGGCAUUUCCCGUCAAAAGGGUCUUGAGUUGCCAGGCUUAAAAUUCAUUGGCACAGCUUCUGCACCCAUCAUGCAGCAUUCAGCGAGCCUCCUAAUCUUUGUGCCCAUCAGAACCAAGCUGGCUUCUGAACCUUAGUAAAUAACCUCCAAGCAUUUUUUUAAAGCCCCAUCCCAGUUCUGGAGCCACUCGGGCGGACGCCAGCCCAGAGUUGGUUGCUAACAGAUUGAAAUCGGCAGGUAAUGGGGCUGUUGAUAAGCAAAGCUUAGCAAACAGCCAUAAAGAUCGAGCUGUUAAGGGCAAAGGGUAGUUUUCUUCUGGUCACGGCUUCUUGGCUGGGAGAUGGGAGGAGAGAUCAGGGCUUUGGUUGAGAGCCAGGGCAUAGCAGUCACUUUUUUAUUAGAAAUCCAUGAAUCCUCCAGAUAGCAUGGCUGUGAGGAGCUGUAGUCCAAAGAAAGUAACUUUUCCAAACCAGUGGGAACCUGCAUUUCAAAUAUCAUUUGCAUUUUCUAGAGUACAGCUGGACAUACAUGUGUUUUUAAUCCCUAGAUCUGUACUUCUGAAGUUUCUAGAGCUUAUGUCUGUGAAAUAUUAAAACUAAAAUCCUAUGUUACCUGUUACAUAAAUCUGUAUAUAGCUACAUAACAGAGAUGCUAAAAAUCCUUUAUAGAAUUGUGAAGAUGUGUAAACAGGUCGCUGUCAAAAGUGCCUGAUGUGCAUCAGGAUCAAUGCAGUGUGCAUAAAGACCGAGACACAUCAGUCCCAUUGUGCAUUGGUUACUUUGCUGGGCCUGUUAUGUGGUGACAUAACCGGCCCUGUACCGGAUAUGGACUUUAUACAACUGCACAGUUUUAAUUCCUGCAUGCAAAAGUCAUCAGCAACUUUCUGACCUAUGUUUGCAAGAGGAAAAAAUGCACAUUCUGAAACCACAGUAUGAUUAUUUUUGGAAGUGACCAUGGCAAAAUGGCUAGAAGAUGGCAUUGCCUGAGUAUCCAAUGACUGCUUUUUGAGUCAAAGGACAAAGUCAACAAGGGGACAGACCCUUCCUUAUUCCAAGCCGGUCCCUGGUGGUCUCCGUCCCGGGAUGUCCAUCUAUGUGCAAGGGAUGGUGCCCCAUCACACCAAGAGAUUCCGGGUGAAUUUUGCCUGCGGUCCCCAGGAUGGGGCUGACAUUGCCCUCCAUUUCAACCCCCGCUUUGACGGCAAGGAUAAGAUCGUCUUAAACACCUUCCAGGCGGGAAAGUGGGGGAAAGAGGAGCACCAGAGCAUGCCCUUCCACAAGGACCAACACUUCGAAAUCAUCUUUAUCGUCAAUAACGACGGAUACCAGAUCCUGGUGAAUAGGAACCCCUUCUGCAAUUAUCAGCAUAGGAUCCCUCCAGAGCGAGUGGAGGUUGUGAGCGCUGAUGGAGACCUGGAGCUACAGUCGAUGACCGUCAUGGGGGGCGGCAUGAUGGGAGGUGGCAUGAUGGGGGGUGGCGGGAUGCCAGGACAGCCUUGUCCACCAAUGGCAGGACCGGGCAUGGGAUACCCACCUUCAAACCUUCCUAUGAUGUCCGCACCAGCUUCCUACCACCCACAAGUGCCAUACGUGGGCAACUUCCCUGGAGGGCUGGGGUCCAAGAGGACCGUUGUGGUGAGAGGAUUCAUCCCCCAAGACGCAAAGAGAUUCCGGAUCAAUUUCAAAGCCGGCCAAGAGGUCGUCCUGCACAUCAACCCGCGCAUGGAUGAGCGGACCGUGGUACGAAACAGCUUCUUGGGCGGACGCUGGGGCACUGAAGAGCGGGAAUUGUCUUUCAAUCCCUUCCAGCGUGGGCAGUACUUUGACCUUUCCAUCCGAUGCGGAAACCAGCGGUUCAAGGUGUUUGCCAACGGCCAGCCUCUCUUCAACUACAACCACCGUUUCCACAACUUCCAGCACAUUAACACCCUGGAGAUCGACGGCGAUGUGGUCCUUUCUUAUAUCCAGUACUAAACUCAGAAAAGGGGAUUGCUUUAAGGAGAGGAGAAAAAGAGAGAAGCCCAGGCCACAUUCCUUUGUAUACCUUCUUUCCCUGGUCUUGGGACCUGCCCUUAACUUGAGACCGAAAUGCAGUUUUAAAUGGCAGCGUCAAUAAAGCAUCUUAUUUCAAACAA